UCGAUGGUUUGACACCUCUAUUGCUACCACAUACACAAAUUCUGCGGCGUUGAGAGAAUUGCAUUAAUUUUAAGGCUUUGUUGAUCAAAUUCGAGACGAAGACGCAUGGAGAACGGCGUGGAAAAUGGCUCACUGGUCGAUGGGGACCAAGUAGACGAGUCUGGCGAGAACCAGGUGGUAAGCAGCUCUGAUGGUGAGGGUGAUGGGGAGGGGGAGGUUCAGCAGCCGCCGCCGCUGCCGCUGCCGCAAACAACAAAUAAUUGCGAGGGGGUUGGGGAACGUGAAUUGUCGGUGUCGAAUGCCGCCGAAGCAGACCCGGAUCCAGAGCCAGCAACGACUGUGGAUAUUGCAGCAGCACCCGCGACCAUAUUAGACGACAGUCUCUGUGAAAAGGAUGUGGACAGUGAUGCGCCGGACGACGACAACGACGAUGAGGCCAAGGAGAACUACGAGGGCUUCAAUGGCACCGUCGGACGCAACGUAACGCUGCAAACGCUGAUGGCCGCCAAUGUGCUGCAGCCCGGCAAGGGUCUGAUGACCAUCGAGUACCUUGGCCAGAAGUUUGUCGGCGACCUGCUCUCCGAUGGCAAAAUCAAAUCGCAAGAGACUGAAACGAUAUUUCUGACGCCCAGUGCCUGGGCCAUGCACUGCAAGCGCAUCAUCAAUCCCGAAAAGAAGAGCGGCUGCGGCUGGGCAUCCGUCAAGUACAAGAACAAGAAAUUGGACUCGUACAAGAACACCUAUCUGCGGAAGUGUGCCCUGCAAAAGGAGUCCACACCUGAUGACGGUGAUCCAGAUGCCGAGCGAAAGACAGACUCCCCGGAGAUAAUCGUGAAGAGAACCGUUUUCGCACACAACAGCAUAUCGAAUCGGAAUAUGGUUCACGAUGCCAACAUGCUCAUUGAGUCCGUGCCGUUCACAUCUGUGGGUAAACUGCAGCCCUUUCUGAUCACCAUCAAUUCGUCGGCCUUGCUGCUGGCCGACUUCCACAGCCAUUUGACGGUGCGCGAGGUCUGCGGCUAUUUGGGCGGCACCUGGGACAUGAACACACACACUCUAUCGAUUACAAAGACAUAUCCUUGCCGCAAUACGCGUUUCGAUCGACAGCGAGCCGGCGAAGUGGAACGCGAUGUACAGAAAAUGAUGAUCCAGGAUCAGCUGUUGCUGGUUGGAUGGUAUCACUCGCAUCCCAAGUUCCAGGCGGAGCCCACACUGCGUGACUGUGACUCGCAGCUGGACUAUCAGAUACGAAUGCGUGGGGCCAGCGAUCUUACCUACACGCCCUGUGUAUCCCUCAUUCUUUCACCCUAUUAUGAUGAGAAUCCCACUUUGGAGUCGGUGGUCAAAUGCAUUUGGAUCGUGCCGCCCAACGAGAACAAGCAGGCCAUGGAGUACGGACGUCCCAUGCUCAUGCAGUACUCGGUGCUGCCGGACAAGGAAAUACCCGAGGAGGUGCGCACAGAGAUACAGCUGUGCGUCGAUUACUACUCACAGUAUCGCGGCGAAGUGGUCAAGUUCCGCAACAUCUUCAACAACGAUGUGACCUACAACGAGAAGCUGAAGAACACCUUGUACCCGAAAUUCCCAUCGAAGCAGAGCGACAAGGCGCUCUGGAACUGGAUAUGCGCUGUGCUGGACUGUGAGCAAGAGGAUGAUUUUAUACCACCGAAAACCAUUAAGAUUAUCGACAACGAUGAGUUGGAUGUGAAGAUGGAGACACAGCCAAGUGCUGCGACUGCUGCGAAUGAGUCCCCUAGCGAUGUGAAGCUGUCAUCGGCCAAGGAAGAGCCUCUCGUCGAGGGUGUGACAGCCAUUGAGGAGAGUGCCCGCAAAGCGGAGGAGGAAUCAUCUGCCCAGGCCGAGCAGAAGGCGAGGGACCUCAAGGUGAUGUCGCUGCAAGAGCAGCUCUGUAUGCCAUCCGGCCUGAACAUGAAUCCAGUGCGCAUGCUGUCGCCUCUAGCGACACCCAAUCCCACGAGCAGCUUACCCGCAGUUCUGCCAAAUCUUGCGGCACCAGCAAUGCCACCGUCGGCGGCCACCAGCCAGCUGCUGCCCCCACAGACGCCCGGUGGCGCAGUGGGUGCUGCUGCAAUCGCCCCCUCAGCCGUCACCACAUCAGCCCUGACUUCUGCGCUGACCGCCUCGCCGCGCGAUAGCCCCAUAACCAUAUCGAACUCUGCCAGUCCGGCCAAGUUCGAGGUGCCCGUGCGUGCCUCCCCAUCGCCGGCCAAAUCGGACGCCUCGUCCCACACGUCCACGUCCCGCACUCGAAACUCGCCAGCGCCCAGUCCGGGCAAGUUCAGUGUCAGCGAUAUUGCCCGCAACAGCCCCAGCAUUACGCCCAACAAGUACGAGGCAGCAGCGGCAGCGGCGGCCCUGGUGCCACCAGCAGCUGCCUGUCUGCCCACGGCCAACGAUCUGAUGGCCGCCAGUCUGGCCCAGCUGGCCGGCCAGCUUCCGCCAAACUUCCUGCAGGCGGAUCUGGCAGCCCUCUUCCAGCAGCAGCGCAAGGAUUACGGCAACUCGUCGCUCAAUCAGUUGGCAGCAGCUGCAGCAAAGGUUGGAGGCUCCAAGCAGAGCAACAGCAAUGUGGCGAAUGCUGCUUCCGCAUCAGCAGCGGCAGCAGCGGCGGCUGCUCUGGGUGGUCUCAAUGAUCCCAAUGUGGCUGCAGCGGUGGCCGCCUACUCGAACAGCUUCAAUAUGCCGCUACCCACGGGCUCGGGGAGCGGUGGCGGCGGCAGCAACAACCACAACAGCCACAGCAACAGCAAAUCCAAGUCUGAGAGGUCCUCGAAGUCCUCAUCGUCGUCGUCCUCCUCGAACUCGAGCUCCACCUCCAACUCGUACAAAACGAAGCUGAUGAAGGAGCUGGACGAGCUGAAGAACGAUCCGCUGAAGAUGAGCGAACUCAUCCGCUCCCCGGAGUAUGCAGCGCUCCUUCUGCAGCAGGCAGAGGCGCUGGGAGCCACCACACUGGGCACCCUGGGUUUUGGCUCCGACUACAGCUAUCUGACGGGAGCGGGACUCGGUGUGCCCACGGCCAGUGCGCUCUCGGCCAGUCAGCCCUCGAACUCAUCGUCUGGCAAGUCAUCGAAGUCGUCCCCAUCGACGUCCGCCUCCGCUUCGGCAGCAGCAGCUGCGGCUGCCCUUAAUGCGGACUACAAUAACUUGAUACAGGCCUCGAAGUUGCUCGGCUACGACUCCUACAUGCAGCAGAGUAAGCAGAGCAACGACCUCAAUGCGUUCCUGCAGCAACAGAUGGCUGGUCUGGCCGCCGCUGCCAUUCCUCCGCCUCCAGUCGCCAGCAGCAGCAGCAGCAGCUCCAAGAAGCAGCAACAGCAGCAGCAGCAACACCAGCAGCAGCAGCAGCAGCAACAACUACAACAGCAGCAGCAACAUCAGCUCCAGCAGCAGUCGGCCCAGGCUGACUACACGGCGCUGCUGCAGACCUACACCAAGCUGUUCGAUCCCAACAAUCAGUUUGCGGCGGCAAUGGCCUCCAACAAGCACAUGGCCGGGGCCCACAACGAACUCUCUGCGCUGCUCAACGCUGGAGCAGGCGUCAGUGGGGGUGGCGGCGGCGGCGGCAGCAGCUCCAAGCAAAAGCAGAAGGACAUGGGCAACGACAUGCUGAACCAGCUGCUGCAGCUGGAGAAGCAGGACUCGGAGAUCAAGGCGCUGUUGUAUCGUCAGAAUAAGGCUGCCGCCGACUUGGAUGCUUUGUUUGCCGCACCAUCGGGAGCUGUGGUGGGGGCCGGCGGCUCCUCGUCAAACUCAAUGAAGUCAUCUGGCUCGUCGGGCGGUGCUGGCGGAACGGGCGUGCCCUCGCCCUCGUCUCUAUCGAGUCCGGCUGCCUACUACAAUGCAUUGGCCCAGGAGAAGAUGCAGGACUAUGCGGCCUUCUUCCAGCAGCAGCAUGGCAAAUAUGGCAUACCAGAUCCGCUCUCGAAGACGACCCUGGCCGCCAACAAUAUGUUCAUGUCGCCGUCGGCACUGUUCAAGAUCCAGCAGGAGUCGCUGUCGGCCAUGAUGAUGAAGCCACCGAAAUCGACGACACCAUCGUCGGCGCGCACACGAGAGUCUUCGGCCUCGCCGGCCCUGGAGCGACUGACCCCAACCAAGUCGGCUAGCAGCGGUGGCGGUGGCGGCGGCAGCAGCAACUCGAACUCUGGUAGCAAAUACAACUUUAGUGCCGUGGAUCUGGCCAUAUCGAGCGUGCCCUCGAACACACCGUCGCCGGCACCGUCCGAUGGCAGCAGUGGCUCCUCGCACCGACGGCCAUCGCCGGACCUGAGCCGACUGUACGGCGAGCUGGCGCCACCGGGCGCACUCCUCGGCAGCGGGGUGCCCAAGAAACGCAUGGAGUUUGGUUCGGUGGCCGAUCUGGCCGCACCGCCGCCAGCCAAGAUGUCCAAGAGCAGCAUGAGCGAUGACAUCCUGAACCUGUCGCACGAUUAGGAUCCUUGCCAACAGUAGCAGCAGCAGCAGCAGCAGCAGACGCAGUAUUUCCCCCAGCAGUAUCUAUCCUCAUACGUAUCGUAACGUAGCACUCAUAAGCGUACCAGUGUCGGUCAUUUUAAUCGUCCCAUCCACAGUAUCUUUCCGGGGGAUAAAUCCUUAAAUCCUAAUUCUAUUUAUUGGUUUUUUUCAACAAUAUUUCGCUUAAGUUGUAACCUCGAUUAAGUGCAUUUCUUUUUAGGUGUAAAGUUCAUAGACGAAGCAUAUGAAACUCAGAUAAGCUCUCCUUAUAUUCGUAUAUCCUUAUUAUAUCCCUAUUAUAUGACCCAAUCAAAAAUAUGAUUUCAUAAAGAUUCUGCCACGAUUCAUCCCAUACCCAAUACCAUUCCCAGAUAUGCCGUGCAUAUUUGUCGGCAUCCAUCGUCGUAUAUUGCAGAUUUCGCCAGUUCUGCGAGUGAAUCUCCCGCUUUUACUCACGAGCGCUGCAUGUCCUUAAACGUUUAAUUUAAUGUACUCGUACUAAUUUAGUCUUAAUUACUGCAUAAAAGUACUUUAAGUAUUUUAAAUAUAUACAGACACAUACAGAACCAGCCGACACACAAACGAUCCGAAGCGAACCGAACAGAACGGACGGACGGACUUGAAAGACACAUCAAACUGUAUUGUAUCUGCCUACCGCAUAACUAUAACUUUGAAUCUUUGCCGCAAUAAAUUACACGACUAGUUAC
Molecule: messenger RNA, 5186 nt
Organism: Drosophila obscura
Lineage: Eukaryota; Metazoa; Arthropoda; Insecta; Diptera; Drosophilidae
Product: MPN domain-containing protein CG4751
Exons: 6
Coding region: 106-4458 (1450 amino acids)
Biological process (GO): double-strand break repair
Cellular component (GO): BRISC complex; BRCA1-A complex
Molecular function (GO): metallopeptidase activity; polyubiquitin modification-dependent protein binding
Source: RefSeq, a predicted model, not a curated record